Molecule: messenger RNA, 1326 nt
Organism: Psylliodes chrysocephalus
Lineage: Eukaryota; Metazoa; Arthropoda; Insecta; Coleoptera; Chrysomelidae
Source: the annotation of a GenBank genome assembly
AUGGAAGUACUUCAUGUAACCGGGCAACCUUUUAAUGAUACAACUAUAGAUGAUUAUCAAUUUCAUACCUAUCAACCCUUCAUUACUGGAAAACUCAAUUAUAACGAUGAAAUUCGAAUCCCCAUUCAAGAUUUAGAUGCUUACACAUUGCCAUUAAAAAGUUAUUUGUAUAUUGAAGGAAAGUUGCUUACUGAUGCUGGAAAAGUACCAACUAAACUACAAUUUAUUAACAAUGCCAUAGCAUUUUUGUUUCGUGAACUCCGUUAUGAGAUAAACAGUGUCGUAAUAGAUUCUGUAAGAGAUGUAGGUCUUGUAUCGACCAUGAAAAAUUAUUUGAGUCUUAAUGAAAACGAAAGUGUACUAAUGCAAAAUGCUGGGUGGUUCCCUAAGGAAAUUAAAAAACUUGCGACAGAUUCUAAAGGUGUUGUAACAGUAGAGACAGAAAAAAUUUUAGUUGAUAAAGAUGGAAACUUUAAUGUUUGCAUUCCCUUAAAAAUGUUAUCAGGUUUCUUUGAAGAUUUUGGUAAAAUAAUUAUGAAUAUGAAACAAGAAUUAGUAUUAAUUCGUUCCAGUGAUGAUAUUGAUGCCAUAAUAAGUUCUGAUGAUUCUGAAAAACCAAAUAUCGAACUUCGUGCACUCUCCUGGCACGUACCACAUGGCACCCCUAGUAUUAGUCAACAACUUCGACUAAAUAAAAUUGUUCAGAAUUUUACCAAUAAUAAAUAUGCCACAUUAUAUGAUAUGUUUGCAAACUUUCAGGAAAGUUAUUAUCACUUUAAUUUAAAUCAACCAAUAUUUAAUCCACAAGAGUUUAAAGAAAAAGCACCCUUAGUACAUAUCGAUUGUUCAAGACAAAAAGAAGUGAUUCAAUCCGGAAGCAUUGUUCUUAGAAUUGAAUUUGAAACUGAUGAGCCCACGUCAACGGAUAUAUCAGCGUUUUGUCUCAUAUUACACGAAAAAGAAUUUUCAUAUAAUAUGGAAAAUGUAGCAGCGGAAAAUGAAGCAGAAGGGGGUGAGGUAGCGGACAAUCAUCCCCUUGAAGAUAAUGAUAGUGACAUUAGUGAUGUGCUAAAUUUAACAAAUUUCGAACCAGAAAAACAAUGUUUAAGUAUUUUUAAAAACAAUUUAAGUGAUUUUUUGCGCACCAACGAUGGUGUUUUAAAAGAAUACCCCAGGAAAAAAAUGAUGUUGGAAAGAAAAUUGAAAAAAUAUGAGAAAAAGGUAAUUAAAACGAGGGAUUUAAUUUUAGAAAUGACCAAAUAUAUCAAUUUGUCAAUAGAAAUUAAAAAUUGUAUUAAAACUCAAACAUCAGUGUGCGAUAAAUAG